UUUCAAUUCUUGAUAACAGAAGCGCUUUGUUAAUUCUUCUCGUUCUCAAAGAUUCCAUCUUUUUCUUCCCCAAAACUCUAGCUCCGAAUUCAUUUGGGUCUCCAAUGGCACAAGCAAUGGACGUUGGAGACGAAGUUGUGGAGAACACUAUUCCUUCUCUUGUUAAAGGUUCUCUUGUGUCCGUUCAACAAGGCAAGGUCGGUUCUCCAGAAGACAUUGCUUGGGUUGAUUCCUGCUUGAUUAAAGAAUCUGACAUUACAGAUGAUAACUGGAAUUCUCUGAAAGCUGCACUAGUAGAAAUCCUUGAUUCUCAUCCUGAAUCACUCGGUUCAUCUUCAGGGGUAAGUAAUGAAUUACAUCAGGAAACCAACACUGAGAUACAUGCUUCCCGUGUGGAGUCAGAACCAAAUCACAUCUUUAUUAGGGAACAAUUGGAGACAGUAGAUGGUGAUGUUCCAACCAGUGAUGAUAUUCCAAUUAGCAAGGAUGCUAAUGAUUUGCAGUCAUUUACUUUUGAGGGAAAUCCAUUUUUGCCUGGUUACAAUGAUGACUCGGGAGUGUCUGGAAACCUUGAGUUAGGUGUCGAUAUGGAUUCUUGGGCACAUGAGAUCAAGCCUUCAGCUGAGGAUAUAUUCAGGGUUUGGAAUUUGGAAGUUCCAGAAGAAGAAGAUGAACUUGUUAAGCAGUUGAACAACGCCCUUGAAGAAGGUUUGCCUCAAUCCUUACGAUCAAGUAUUCCUGAUUCUGAUGCAUGGAAAAAUUUGGAAGAAACUUCGGUGGAUGAUCUAGUUGCUGGGAUUGCUGACCUGUCUUUGAAUCAAGUUUCCAGUUGAACAGUUGAUUGGUUUUAGUUGAUUGAUUGUAUUAGGUUUUGUAUUUUCGUUACUGAUGUUGUGCUCGUGACAGUUAGCUUCUUGUUGCACUUUUUCACUGAACAUAGAUGAGGCCUAGUUUAGUAUAGUUCAGCCAACAUUUUAUACAAAGAUCAGCGGAGUUUCAUGUUUGAAUCACCAAAUACUUAACCAAUGCAGGUCUGGAAGUUCCAUACUUCCAUUUAUGUCUUCAUCACAGUAUGCUUCACUAUUGGAAUGCUGUAGAUUCAUGAUAUUCUCAUUUGUGGAAGACGAAUUCUUUAGGUGGGGGUAUAUCAUGUAUGGUUCAACAUCUUGCCAAAAGGUCUCAUGGAAGCAUGUAGAAUGGUUGUUUGUGAAGGGCCUUGACCACUCAUUGGCAUUGCAAAUCAGCAAUGAAUCAGGUACUUGGUGAUUGGAGCUAGGUAGCAAGGAAAAUCAUGAGCACAAUCACGUCGAACAGCUGAUGUGGGAUGGUUUCGACCGUCAAUGUGGAAGUCGCAGUCUAAUCAAACCCUAUGUUAAACCAGAGCCAUUAGUCACUAAGAAGGGAACAAACGAGCAAGAGAGUUGCUAUUGCAGCCUCAUAUUUACAUGCCAAUUUGGAGAGGAAUCUCUUAAACCGAGUCUUUUUUGGACACUUUCUCAUUGCAAGUCGUCAUACAUUUGUCCCUUUGCUAAACAGAAGAGAAACAAUAUCAUGUGUUUUCCAACACAAUAAUCCUCCCUUUUUACAAGGUGAGCAAAAACCCUCAUGUCUGAACCACGUCUGCAGCCUGCCAAGUCAGCAAGUUAUCAUCUACAUGGCGAACCGGCAUUGGUCAUCACAUAACAGCCUCAAAUUA
Fragaria vesca subsp. vesca is the source of this 1696-nucleotide messenger RNA. RefSeq lists its product as uncharacterized. The coding region runs from base 105 to 833 and encodes 242 amino acids. The transcript has 2 exons. NCBI's taxonomy places the organism in Eukaryota, Viridiplantae, Streptophyta, Magnoliopsida, Rosales, Rosaceae. The record is from RefSeq and is a predicted model, not a curated record.